Cydia pomonella (codling moth) is the source of this 2310-nucleotide messenger RNA. Its product is annotated as alpha-tubulin N-acetyltransferase 1-like. Gene Ontology annotation, molecular function: tubulin N-acetyltransferase activity. Gene Ontology annotation, biological process: alpha-tubulin acetylation. The transcript has a single exon. Gene Ontology annotation, cellular component: microtubule. NCBI's taxonomy places the organism in Eukaryota, Metazoa, Arthropoda, Insecta, Lepidoptera, Tortricidae. The record is from RefSeq and is a predicted model, not a curated record.
UAAAAUCACUAUUUAACUUAAAAAAAUGGAGUGGAUGACACCAGUAAAUGAUAUCCUCCGCGACGAAAUCACCAAAGUCAACUAUACUUUGAUGCCUCCAGGGCACCAGCCAGGUGAUGUUCGUACUGUGAGAAUUGUGCAAGAAAGUCUGGGCAGGUUGAUUGACUCGCUCGAGGAGCAGUCGGCGUCAGCCCAGGGCCUCUCUAAAGCCAUCACCACUGCCGAGAAGCUCCGGAAUGAGCCAACUCAUGUGCUGUACCUGCUGAAAGACGCCACUGCUAACAACGGCCACGGCGAGGUCAUAGGCUUCCUAAAGGUGGCCUACAAACACCUGUACCUAUUCGACGAGCGCGAAAAGGUUCGCGAGGUGGAGCCCCUGUGCGUGCUGGACUUCUUCGUGAGCGGCGCGCGCCAGCGGUGCGGAAAUGGCAAGAAGCUGUUCGAUUACAUGCUGCAGGAUACCAACAGCCGGGCUUAAGACCUGGCGGUGGACGGCCCAUUGUCCAGAAUGGAAACCUUCCUCGCCAAGAACUACGGGAUUGACCACCUCAUCCGUCAGAGCAACAACUUUGCCGUCUCGCCUGCUUUCUUCCUUACUGCAUGUGAUGCCAAUCAAUCCGGUCGCCCCUCGCCGGUGAUGCCAACCGCGGCCGUGGGACGGUUCGCCGCUCGCAAACCACCAUCGUCCAUUUUGGACAUCAUCCACGGGCGUAUGGACCGCAGGUUCCUUCAGCAAUGGCAAAAAAAGCUUUUACUUCAAAUAGACAUAUUUACAACAGCAAAAUCCACAUAAACAUAAGGAAAAACUUAAUCAAAACCUAUAAUUGGAGCACCGCCCUCUACGAUUGUGAAAGUUGGAACAUCAACACCGCCAUCGUCAAGAAGCAUUCGAAAUGUGGUGUUUGCGAAGAAUGCUUAAAAUCAGUUGGACAGAAAAGCGUACCAACCUUGAAGUUCUAGAGAAGUCAAAAGAGAAGAGACAAGUAAUGCACGUCAUUGAAAAACUUAGAGCUAAAUGUAUAGGUCACAUACUCCGACACGAAGGGUUAAAUAAAAUCAUACUGGAGAACAGAAUUGAGAAAAAAAGAGGAAGGGGAAGACCCAGAAUAUCAUACAUGACACAGAUUAAAAAAUGGUGCUGUAGCCACUCAUAUCAAGAAGUAAAAAUGAAGGCCCAGAAUAGACUGGAAUGGAAAUUGCUGCAGCUACAGAGGGCCAGGGCCUCUUAAUAUUAAUGAAUGAAUAUAUAUAUAUAUGUAUAUAUAUAUAUAUAUAUAUAUCGUAGACCCUAUAAAGUGUCCCACUGCUGGGCAAAGGCCUUCCCCCUAAACUUCCAAUCUUCCCGAUGAACUGCAGCAUCGGUCCAGUUGCUGAGAAAUGCGUCCAGGUCGUCCCGCCAUCUCCUCUUAGGCCGACCAUGCCGGCGUUUACGUUGUGGCACCCACUCCGUGGCUAGUUUAGAGCCCACCUCUGUGGGUGCAUACGUCGUACAUAUCCUACCCAGUCCCACUUUAGCCUGGCGGUUUUGACCCCAACGUCGACGAUACCUGUUUUGGUGCGCAACGUGGUGGUGUUUUGGUAUUACUAACUAAUAUUUUUUGCUCGCCGGCGACACUCCGCCCGGGCGCAACCGUUAGCAAACAUGCGUGCAUGCAUCUGUCGUGUCGUCACUUCUUUUUACCCGAGAUCUCCACAUUUUUUUUAAUUCAUGUUGGACUACACAUUAUAAAUCGGUGUACACUGGUGAUGGUGCCGGACUGAACUCAACUUUGCACAAGAAGAAGAAGGUUUGCACAAGAUUAUAUGCUGAAGAAAAGUCUGUAAAACUAGCCGAAAUCGAAUAGUCUUAGAUCUAAGACCAUAAAAUGAACUUGUUUAAAUUGUACAUUUUUCUUCAACUUCCCACUGGUAUUUUUUUCUUAUUUUUUAUGUAGACUAUUAAUUAACUUUGAAGAAUAUCAAUUAAGUACCUACAUAAAUUAAAUCUUGUUUUUAACCCCAAAAUAAAACAGCUUUUAUGUUUUCUUGAAUAUAAAUCGGGAAAAUAAAAACAGAAAGAUGCCUGAAGGAAAACUGCGACACAAAUAAGAGAGUAAUAGGACCUUUGGUAUUUGAUUAAAAAGGCAGACGGUGAAAAACCCGGCAACCGAGUGAAUAAUGUUAACUAAAGACGAAUGUUUGUAGUUUUUGAAUACUGACUCAAUGUCACGAAACCGCAGUGUAAUUGCGCCUUGGAAUGAAGUUAUUAGCGUCCAGCACUGCAUUCUGCGGUGCAAUAUUUUUUAAAUAUUCACGAAAAUCCUUUUUGAA